GCCAUGGGCUAUUGCAGCGGCCGGUGCACGCUGGUGGCGGUGUGCGGCGCGCAGCUGGUUUCUGUGCUCGAGAGGCAAAUAUUUGACUUCCUUGGUUAUCAGUGGGCACCCAUCUUGGCAAAUUUCAUACACAUUAUUGUAGUCAUACUUGGCUUAUUUGGAACCAUCCAGUAUAGACCUCGUUACAUAACAGGAUAUGCUGUCUGGCUGAUCCUUUGGGUUUCAUGGAACGUGUUUGUUAUCUGCUUCUAUUUGGAGGCUGGAGACCUUUCAAAGGAAACAGAUCUCAUUCUGACAUUUAAUAUCUCAAUGCAUCGUUCAUGGUGGAUGGAGAAUGGACCAGGAUGCACCGUGACCUCAGUAACACCAGCCCCAGACUGGGCUCCAGAGGAUCAUCGUUAUAUCACUGUCUCGGGGUGUUUUCUUGAGUAUCAGUACAUAGAAGUGGCUCACAGUUCUCUUCAGAUCUUCCUUGCACUGGCAGGCUUCAUCUAUGCCUGUUAUGUUGUGAAAUGUAUUACUGAAGAAGAGGACAGCUUUGAUUUCAUAGGUGGAUUUGACUCUUACGGCUAUCAAGGCCCACAGAAGACAUCUCAUUUACAGCUACAGCCUAUGUAUAUGUCAAAGUGAAAACGGGGACUGCUCAAGGUGGGCUGGAGCACCUGUCAAAGAAAAUGUCUUGGGAUUGCCCUCUGGUUCUUCAAAGAGCAAAAAAAAAUCCAGUUUUUGUGCUAAAAAAACAAACAAACAAAAAAGGCUGAUUGAACAAUGAGACAAAAUACAACAGACACAUUCAGCCUCUCUUUCUAACAGGUACUAAGGGAGAUGCCCCAGACCUCCUUCCUGCUUCCCAGCACCACAGGGCCAGAGCAGAGGCGCUGGUGCUUCCCUCUGGCUCCUCUGGACUGCAGCCUCGACCGCCAGUGGGGCCCAUCUGGAUUAAGACACGAACCAAGCCAAUACAGUGCUUUUGGAGCCCCCUCCGCACUCCUGGCCGCAUUCAGUCUCUGUAGUCAACACAAGGCUAAGAAUACUCGGAUGACCUUGCAACAGAAGUCAAUAGACAGCACGUUGUUUGCCCUGAAGGCUGUACAGUUCAUACUUGCCUUAACCUAACUGCAUUGCACAUCAGAGAAACUCAGUGCAAGCUUUCUGAAGUAACGUCCUUUAGGCUCAACACGCUGUCAUUAAUUCUGAACGAUUUCUAAGUCAGUAGUUUUCUUUGUUUUGUUUUGUUUUCAUGUCAGGGAAUAAGGCUCUGUUGCUCCGUGGCUCCAGAGUGACCUAGUAGAAAACUGCCAGCUAUCAGAAAGUGCUUUACUUUUGAGGCUCCACAGUGGUCAAGAAACAAACCGUUUAUAAUGAUUAAAAAAAAGAAGAAAAAAAAAAAGAAAUAAGAUCUUUUGGGGGGUCAGGGAGGGGGA
This is a messenger RNA of Lagopus leucura (white-tailed ptarmigan), 1424 nucleotides long. It is a transcript of the gene NKAIN2, whose product is annotated as sodium/potassium transporting ATPase interacting 2. Bases 4 to 630 code for a protein of 208 amino acids. Lineage: Eukaryota; Metazoa; Chordata; Aves; Galliformes; Phasianidae. The record is from RefSeq and is a predicted model, not a curated record. Gene Ontology annotation, biological process: regulation of sodium ion transport. The transcript is spliced from 7 exons.